UACACAACACAACACAAACCAGCCAACCCUGCCUCCCUGCCGACCAAACCCUACGCACGCCCGCUCCUCCGAUCCACCUCUCCCCGAUCUAUAUAAAAGACCACCGAUUUUGAAUUCUUCCCCCGGAUUCCUCCGCAGCUCCUCCGAAUCGGAGCCCCCCGCGCUGUCGGGGUCGGGAUCUGAGGUGCUUUAAUUUGGGGGUGGAUGGCGGCGGCGGAGGCGGCGCUGGAGGGGAGCGAGCCGGUCGAUCUCUCCCUGCACCCCUCCGGCAUCGUCCCCACGCUCCAGAAUAUAGUGUCAACGGUCAACUUAGACUGUAAAUUGGACCUGAAAGCAAUAGCUCUUCAGGCACGCAAUGCAGAAUAUAACCCCAAGCGUUUUGCUGCAGUUAUCAUGCGGAUAAGAGAACCAAAAACUACUGCACUGAUAUUCGCAUCUGGAAAAAUGGUCUGCACUGGAGCAAAGAGUGAACAGCAAUCGAAACUUGCUGCUAGAAAGUAUGCUCGUAUAAUCCAGAAGCUUAGCUUUCCUGCAAAAUUCAAGGACUUCAAGAUCCAGAAUAUUGUUGCAUCUUGUGAUGUCAAAUUCCCUAUAAGGCUUGAGGGCCUCGCAUAUUCUCAUGGCGCUUUCUCAAGUUAUGAGCCAGAGCUAUUUCCUGGCCUGAUUUAUCGGAUGAGGCAGCCUAAGAUUGUCCUACUAAUUUUUGUUUCAGGCAAGAUUGUUCUGACUGGAGCAAAGGUGAGAGAACAGACGUAUACAGCCUUUGAGAACAUAUAUCCUGUCCUCACAGAGUUCAGAAAAGUUCAGCAAUGAUGAGGACUUUGGAAGGAAGCAGAAUUGGAGAUAUUGUUGCUUGCGUCCCGCUCCAACUUCCAAGUGUACAUAUAGCCUGGUUUCCAGUGGAGCAUAUGCUGUCCAUCAGAUUUGGAUUUUGGAGUACCUGUAGUCGCAAUCGACUUGAGUCUUGUUUUGUGAUGGAUCAUGACUGAAGAUGAUAUCUUUCAGGGACAGUUGUUAUCACCUGAAUUGAUCUGUGGAAGGCUAAUGAGACCAAACAGAUUUUGCUCCUGGAUUCUAGUGUCUUUUCUGAAUGGUUCUGAUGAUGAAGAGGCAACCAAGUGUGUUUUUGUUUCUUGACAUGUUAAAAGGACUUCUGGCAAUGUUGGGCAAACUUAUGGGUCAAAUAGGAAAAGGAACUUGUAUC
Lolium rigidum is the source of this 1204-nucleotide messenger RNA. RefSeq names its product TATA-box-binding protein 2. Bases 205 to 813 code for a protein of 202 amino acids. Gene Ontology annotation, biological process: DNA-templated transcription initiation. The transcript is spliced from 9 exons. NCBI's taxonomy places the organism in Eukaryota, Viridiplantae, Streptophyta, Magnoliopsida, Poales, Poaceae. The record is from RefSeq and is a predicted model, not a curated record. Gene Ontology annotation, molecular function: DNA binding; RNA polymerase II general transcription initiation factor activity.